Cyprinodon tularosa is the source of this 941-nucleotide messenger RNA. Its product is annotated as galactose-specific lectin nattectin-like. Gene Ontology annotation, molecular function: signaling receptor activity. The transcript has 7 exons. Bases 141 to 656 code for a protein of 171 amino acids. NCBI's taxonomy places the organism in Eukaryota, Metazoa, Chordata, Actinopteri, Cyprinodontiformes, Cyprinodontidae. The record is from RefSeq and is a predicted model, not a curated record.
UAUUUUUUGGAUGACGAAAAGGUUAGUAGCUCUAUAAGAAGCCUGGGAUGGCACAUUGAGCCCUAGGUGGUCCUGGCAGACGAAGAAAACAAACCAUUCUGAAUCAGCUUGUAUAUCUGCAUCAUCUCAUCACUUCCAUCAUGAAGUUGCUGGUUUUGUGUGUCCUGGUUUUCUCUGAGAUGGCAUGGGCCGGAGCUGAUCCUGUUCCAAAUGAUGGCUCUGCUGAUGAAGAUCCAAUGGACUUGGUCCAGAGAUCUGCUUCUUGUUCUUCUGGCUGGUCUGAGUACAACGGUAACUGCUACCACUAUGUUUCCAUGCCCUUGGAUUGGGCUUCAGCUGAGAAGCACUGCAUGUCCAUGGGGGGACACCUGGCAUCAGUUCAUAACCUAAGGGAGUACCAUCAGAUUCAGAAUGUGAUAAGAAUGGCAACUUAUGGGUCCGGACUUACAUGGGUUGGAGGCAGUAAUGCACAGAAGACAAGCAUUUGGCUUUGGAGCGAUGGAAGCCAAUUCCACUACACAAACUGGUGUCGAGGACAGCCUAACAAUUUGGGACGCGGACAGCACUGUUUGGAGAUUAACCUUGAUGCUGCAAAGUGCUGGAAUGACCGACAAUGUGGGGAACGUCGCCCAUCUGUCUGUGCCAAGAAAGCCUGAGCAGUCCGAGAGGAAGCCUUUUUCUGGUGUAAAAAACAGUGAACCAGAACUGGUGGAGGAUGCUAUAGUGUAUUUCAGUUAUUCUGCCACAUAGAAAUCCUAUUUUCUAAAAGCUAUUUCUUCUUUUACUUCAUAUAAUUUCUCCUUUUUCUAACAGUAGAAUAACCCACACAUAAACAACAGUUAGAUUAGAGCAGAGUGAAUGUUUUAUAAGUGGUGAUUUAAGUAAAACCUUCUUCUUUUCUUUAGCCUUGCAUUAAAUAAACUUUUGAAGCAUGAAAACAA